AUGAAAUCUAAAGACCUACGAAAAGUGGUUAUGGGUAUGAUUAAUGAUGGUAUGAAAUCGGUUCAAAUUGCUAAACGAGUACGAUACGUAGUCAAUGGAAUAAGGCCAAUACCCCCAACAGGCGCAGUUGAAAUAGAUCCCAAAGAACAUAUAUAUGCACAUCCCAAGUAUACCGAUCGAUUACUAGAUACAAAUACAUUGGACGUAAAAACAAUCUAUGAAGUUCUCUUACACGGUAUGCAACUUGGUCCUGAUCGACCGCAGUUUUCAUUUCGACAUUCAUCUGAUCAACCAUUUAAAUCCUAUACUUAUAAACAAGUAUUUGAAAUCAUCAAAGAAAUUGGUAGUGGUUUAGUGAAUAGUGGUCUUCAACCAUCAUCUGAAACACUUUUUGGCAUUUAUGCUUCAGCAUCAGUCAAUUAUGCAUUAUGUCUUUAUUCGGCUUGGCCAUAUUCAAUGGUACCAAUAGGUAUCUAUGAUUCACUUGGUCGAGAUGGUGUCAGAUUUAUCAUACGUCAAAGUGCUGUUGAAUUAAUUUUUGCUGAUGAUUUACCACGUGUAAAAAAUUUAAUUGAAUGGAAAGAUGAAACAUUAGCAUUGAAAACAAUUGUUUGUUUUUUUGAACCAACAGAAGAAUUAAUGAAAUCAGCUGAAGAAAAACAAUUAAAUCUUCUUACACUUGACAAAUUAAGAGAAAUUGGUCGAAAUAAACCAGUUGAAUUAGUACCACCAAAACCAAGUGACAAAGCAAUGAUUAUGUAUACAAGUGGAAGUACCGGAGAACCAAAAGGUUGUAUUAUUACACAUGAAAGUUUUCUGUGUUCAAUGUUUGGUGUUGCAGCUGCUAUUGAUCUAUUACACACACAGGAAUUUCCACGUGUAUUAAAUUAUAUGCCUUUAGCUCAUUUGUUUGGUUGUGGAACGACCAUUUCUGUAACUUAUUUAGGCGGAGAAAUUGGUUUUUGGCAAGGCAAAAUUGACAAAUUGCUUGAUGAUUUUCAUGAUUUUCGACCAACACUUCUUACGAUGGUACCUCGUUUACUUAAUAGAUUAUAUGAUAAAGCUCGAUCAGAGUUGCGUAAAAAAGGUAUACUGGGCCGCAUUUUAUUUCGAGUAGCUAUUCAAAGUAAAUUAGCACUUAUUCGACGUGGAAAUUUUGCACAAAAUACCCUAUGGGAUAAAAUUAUUUUUGAAAAAAUUCGUCAAUCAUUUGGUGGUCAAGUUAAUCGUGUUAUUUCAUCAAGUGCACCACUUUCACCUGAAGUUUGUCGAUUUUCACGUGCUGCAUUUUCAUGUUUUUUUGUUGAAGCCUAUGGUCAAACAGAAUGUGUCGUAGGUUGUGCACAAUCAGUAAACGAUAUUGAAGCAGGUGCAACAGGUAUUCCAACACCACUCAAUCUUCUUAAAUUAGUUGAUGUACCUGAGAAGGGUUAUUAUGCUAAAGAUGGUAUUGGAGAAAUAUGUCUUCGAAGUGAAGCUGUAUUUAGAGGUUAUUUGAAAGAUGAAGCUAAAACACGUGAAGCAAUUGAUGAAGAAGGAUGGUUACAUACAGGUGAUAUUGGUCGAUGGACACCACAUAAAACAAUGAAAAUAGUUGAUCGAAAGAAAAAUAUGUAUAAGUUAAGUCAAGGUGAAUAUGUAGCACCAGAAAAAAUUGAAGAUGUUUAUGCACGCAGUCGAUUUAUUUCUCAAAUAUUUGUUUAUGGUGAUUCAUUUGAAAGUUUUCUUGUUGCUAUUGUCUUAUUGAAUGAUGAUUAUGUAAAACAAUGGGCAAAAAAUGAAGGAUAUAAUGUUGAAACACCAAUGUCAUCUGAAUUAAAUGCUAAAUUGAAACAAACUGUACUUGAUGAUAUGAUUCGUGAAGGUAAAAAACGUGGUUUAAUGUCAUAUGAACAAGUGAAAGCCAUUGAAUUCAUCAAAGAAUCAUUUACAAUUGAAAAUGGACUUUUAACACCAACAUUGAAAGCACGUCGAUAUGCUGUAGAAAAGAAAUAUAAAGAACUUUUUCAAAAGAUUUAUCAAAAUACCCGUGCUUAG
This is a messenger RNA of Rotaria sp. Silwood1, 2037 nucleotides long. The record is from the annotation of a GenBank genome assembly. Lineage: Eukaryota; Metazoa; Rotifera; Eurotatoria; Philodinida; Philodinidae.